Molecule: messenger RNA, 867 nt
Organism: Pararge aegeria (speckled wood butterfly)
Lineage: Eukaryota; Metazoa; Arthropoda; Insecta; Lepidoptera; Nymphalidae
Exons: 2
Coding region: 1-867 (288 amino acids)
Source: RefSeq, a predicted model, not a curated record
AUGAAGUUCCAAACAAGGGUGCGGUGUCAAACGAUAGUGAUUUUGUGUUACGCUGUCCUAUCGUCAGCUGAUCAAGACUACGAUAAUAAGCUUACUAAACUAUGGUCUUUGUCAAGUGCCUCAAAUAGUGAUGGUUCGGCAGUUGUGAAUGUGACCAGUGCCUCUAUAGUGAUACCUUCAAGUUACAGCAGUGACCCAGUUUCAGCAAGGACAUCUAGAGUUUCCAAAAAUUUUACCCCGUACGCAUUUCGACCGCGAGCGAUACCACUGAAGCGAGUAGAAGAAACGCCACAAGAAAAGAAUGUCUAUUAUACACAGGAUAAUAAAUAUAAAACGGAGAUACUUUUCCCUGGCAAUUAUUUCGCGAUUCCCAAAGAGAAAAGUACGGAGAUUAAGGAACCCGCGUACAACCCCCUCAGAAGUGGAUCGUUCGAACCGCAGGCGAUACCUUUGAUAAGGAGUCAGGGAUUAGAGAAAAGAUCACUUGAUGUCAAUAUAGAUCCAAUCACUGAGGAGCCUGAAGCAUUACCGGAGCCACAAUCAGCUUCAAGAAGAUCAUUGUCGUAUAUCUUAGGAGCUGAAGACGAAGAAGACAGUGAGGACGAUGAAGAUGGAGAAUACGAAACUGAAGAUGAUUCUGGAAAAGGAGGAGCACUUAGUGGUCACAGAAUCAAGCACAAACUCAAGAAAGCUAAGAAAUAUUCAAAAUACAUGAUGCCUUUACUUCUAGCGUACAAAUUGAAGUACUUUGCCCUAGUUCCAGUAAUGAUUGGUGGUUUGAUUCUGCUAGUAGGCGCGACUGGAAUGGCAGGGUUCUUCUUUGCCUUAUUCGCAGCUGUUAUGGGCUUGCAAAAGGGUGGAUAUUAG